AGCGCCCUCUAGCGGUUACCACGGCAACAGCCAAGCCGGAAGUAGACCUGCUGGAUCGAUACACGUGUAAAAUGCAGUAUAUCUAAAGAAAGAAAACACCUCAGAUGAUAUUAUCACUCAUAAACAAACUGUGAAAUCUGGAGAAAGAGAGAAGAUGUUCGGCUCUUCGAGGUCAGGAGGAGUGAGAGGAGGACAGGACCAGUUUAACUGGGACGAUGUGAAAGUAGACAAACACAGAGAGAACUAUCUGGGGAACUCUCUGAUGGCUCCAGUGGGACGCUGGCAGAAGGGAAGGGACCUGACGUGGUUUAAUAAAGACAAACAGAGCUCAGGGACGAGAGACAGAGAGCAGGAGCUCCGAGCGGUGAGAGAGGCCGAGCACAACGCCAUGAUGGUCGCACUGGGUCAUAAAACCGCUCAGAAGCGGCCGGCCGGUCUAACGAAGGAGGAUUUGGUAGAUGUGUGCAGAAGAGAGGGAGACGGGGACGAACGAGACGUGGACCGAGUCUCCGGACUGGGAAGCUCCAGUGGUGGAGGUCGGAGGAUGAUUUUGUCCAAACAGGAGAAGGAAGCGGUGAAAAUGGGUCUCCCGGUGUUUACUCAUCAUAAGGUGGCCGGAGGUGAAGCCGCAGCUGCCAAGGAAACUGAGGACACGGGGAUAGAAGAAGAGAGUAAAAGUGACAGAAAUGACGACCACAAGAAAAGUAAAAAGGAGAAGAAAAGCAAAAAGGAGAAGAAGAAGAAGAAAGAGAAGAAGAAGCGGCGUAGGAAAGAGUCGUCUUCUGACUCUGACUCCGACUCGGAUGCUGACCGUAAAAGACGUAAGCAGCCCCCCAGAGACCACCAACGUGGUUCUAGUCCAUCACAUGGCAGUCAGAGGCGAUACGAUGCUCACGACAGGCGUUCAGAUCGGGGGUCAAAGGUCAGGCAUCGAAGCCCCUCCCCUUCUCCCAGGGACCGCCCACCCCGCCGUCGCCACGACACCGACUCAGACGACUGAUAUCCAAGUGAAACAGCGGAUCCUCAGAUUCAUCAGUUUAUUCAUUAAGAUAAAAUGUGUGUGUGUGUAUGAGGAUUGUUAUUUUGUAUGCAAUUUAAGGUGUUCAAUUUUAUCUUUUUAAUUAAGGUGAAGCUUUAUGUUUCCUCUAAAUGUUGUUCUAAAGCAGUUAGUGUGUGUGUGUGUGUGUGUGUGUGUUUGGGACACAGCCACCGGAUUGUUUGUGAAAACCCACAUGAAUAAACUGAGAUUUUUUUUUUUUUGCAUAAAA
This is a messenger RNA of Pangasianodon hypophthalmus (striped catfish), 1268 nucleotides long. RefSeq names its product chromosome 4 C1orf35 homolog (gene c4h1orf35). NCBI's taxonomy places the organism in Eukaryota, Metazoa, Chordata, Actinopteri, Siluriformes, Pangasiidae. The transcript has 8 exons. The record is from RefSeq and is a predicted model, not a curated record. Bases 155 to 1000 code for a protein of 281 amino acids.